CACGGUGGGUUUAAUUUAGGAGUGUACGAUAGAUAGUUGAUGACAGAUCUUGGUUUGCAGACCUUGUCCAUUUAGCAUUUGAACCUUUAAUUCGCUUUUCCUUGGGUGAAUCAUGUGCCAAAACUGAAAGUGAAAGAUACUUCAAAUGUGAAAACGCGUCCGCGGAUAAAGCCUAAAACGCUGACACGUCCAGCAAACCGAGUCAUACAGCGUUACGGCGUCAAAACCCUGGGUAUUAAUAAAAUACGAAUUGGUAUCUUCCCUCUAUUUGCAUCGAUUCGUUAUCUGAAGUUCAUCAAACCAACGCGGUGAACGAAUUUAACCUCCUUUGACGAUGAUACAUACGGGAAGGCCAAACUACCCUCCUACUGGCGGUUUUUCUUUUGAGAACACCCGGAGAAAUACUGUCUUGGAAAGCAACUUGUCAGAGGUGGGGUACAAAGCUCCCAAAGCCAGGAAAACCGGAACCACUAUCGCUGGAAUCCUUUUUAAGGAUGGAGUGAUACUGGGAGCGGACACAAGAGCCACAGAUGACAUGGUGGUUGCGGACAAAAACUGCAUGAAGAUCCACUACAUUGCCCCCAAUAUAUACUGCUGCGGGGCGGGCGUGGCCGCCGACGCUGAGGUCACCACCCAGAUGAUGUCAUCCAACGUGGAGCUGCACGCGCUCAGCACGGGCCGUCCGCCGCUGGUCGUCACGGUGACCCGGCAGCUGAAGCAGAUGCUGUUCAGGUAUCAGGGCCAUAUUGGCUGCUCUCUCAUCGUGGGUGGUGUGGAUGUUACAGGUUCCCACCUGUACUGCGUCUACCCGCACGGCUCCACCGAUAAACUACCCUUCCUCACCAUGGGUUCUGGGGCAGAGCCAGCCAUCUCUGUGUUUGAGGAUCGCUACAAACCGGACAUGGAGAUGGAGGAGGCCAAGCAGCUGGUGCGAGACGCCGUCACUGCGGGAAUCUUCUGUGACCUGGGCUCCGGCAGCAACGUGGACCUGUGCGUGAUCACUGAGGCGGGGGUGCAGUACCUGCGGGCGUUCGACCAACCUGUGCAGAAGGGGUGCAGGCAGGGGACGUAUAAGUACAAGCCAGGCACCACAGCUGUGCUGUCGGAGAAAGUCACCCCUCUCACCUUGGACAUCGUGGACGAGUCUGUCCAAAUGAUGGGAACCCAGUGAGACAAGAAGCACAGAGAGAUGCUGCUCCCCCUGCUGGUGAAACUAUGGAGCAGGGAGAAGGCAGAGCUGCCAAACAACUACACUCCCACCGAGUAACAGAAACUGAUACAGACAGACGGUCACACAUUACCUGCAUGUUUACACACAUGCACACACACACACACGCACAUUAACGCACAGGCAUACACAAAAAUGAACAUGCACACACAAGUUCACAUACACGUUCACAAGAGAACUAUACUUUGUUUGAGCUUGUUUGUUCCAGUUUCUUAUUGCUUUUGAUUAAAUAAAUGGAAUUUAAUAUUA
This is a messenger RNA of Anguilla anguilla (European eel), 1477 nucleotides long. It is a transcript of the gene psmb10, whose product is annotated as proteasome 20S subunit beta 10. Gene Ontology annotation, molecular function: threonine-type endopeptidase activity. Lineage: Eukaryota; Metazoa; Chordata; Actinopteri; Anguilliformes; Anguillidae. Bases 335 to 1171 code for a protein of 278 amino acids. Gene Ontology annotation, cellular component: proteasome core complex. The transcript is spliced from 8 exons. The record is from RefSeq and is a predicted model, not a curated record.